AUGGCCGCCCGCGCUGCCGCGGGAGGAGGAAGGGGACGGAGGAGGGAGGAGGAGCGGGGGGCGGUGGCGGGGUGGAGCCGCCCGGCGGCGGCGGGAAAGGCGGGAUGGGGACGGGGCACCUUGUGUAGCCUGACUGGGGAUGGGGAAGAGCCGUCUGGACGCUGCUGCGGAGCCCUUGGUGGUGCAGGCGCUCCCCCCGUGGCACCCGGCAUCGUCCGUUCUUUCAUACACACGCGUCGCAGUUGGCACUUCCAACAGGAUGCUAUGGAAAAAUUUGUGGGUGCUUUCUUUGACCAAAACAAGGUGGAUUCUCCACCUGGUCCUAUAAAGCACAAGCCCAAACUCAAUACUCACCUGAACAAAACCUCCAGGGAGGAGGAACAAGACAAGCCAUCUACGCGGGGGGUCUCCCUCUCUGUGCCUGCGGGCGGCGGGCGCGGCAAUGGUGCCAUCUCAUGGAGCCGACGCGAAGAGCAGGGUCCGCCCGGAGUCCGGGAGAGGGGCGAGCGGGAAAGUGAUGUCCUCGCCGCCACAGCACUCGGGAACCGGCCUGCGAGCGGGCACAGGCCGACCCAGAGCACGGCGAUAGUAGAAAGGGCAGGACCGGGGGGCACAGGGAAAAUGUCAGCCAAGGCAGAUCCUCGGGGCGAGCAGGCCGAAUUCGCCAGCCUGAAACCUCAUAGGAACUCCCAUGAGGAAUUCUGGGAUCCGAGAUGCUUAGGUGGAAAUCCUGGCCUCAAGUCUGGGAUUUCUGCUGCCCCUCUCUACACCUUCUGUUACCCUGUCUGUGAUGGACCAAUUACGUGGGUAAACGGUGUCCAAGAACAUAUUGAAGUUGUGGGUGUUCCGGAGAAGAAAGAACUUCCUUGUACAGUCCCCAAGUCUCCAGCCUUCGCCUUGAAAAGCAGAACCCGUGUGUCUGGCAGAGAGGAAGAAAAGGAAAAGGAGGUGGCGCCUGUGAUCAAAGCUAACCCUAUGCCACAUUACGGAGUGCCCUUCAAACCCAAAAUGCCAGAGCAGAGGCACGUGGAAGUUUGCCCCUUCUCUUUUGAUGCCCGGGACAAAGAGCGGCAAAUACAAAAAGAGAAGAAAAUAGAAGAAUUUCAGAAGGAAGAGGUGCCGAAGUUCAAAGCGCAACCUCUGCCUUACUUUGACCAAGUUAAACUGCCAGAAAAAAAGGUCAAAGCCCCAACCCAGCCUGAACCAUUCCAUCUGCAGGUGGAUGAACGGGGAGCUGCCAAGCUCAAGAGCUGGAAACACCAGCUCGAAGAAGACUUGAAAAAGCAGAAAGAGGCAGCAUGUUUUAAAGCUCGUCCCAACACAGUGGUGUACCAGGAGCCUUUCGUGCCCAAAAAGGAACACAAACUACUAUCAGAGAGCCUUUCUGGUUCUGUAGUUCCUGAAAGCUUUGAGCUGGCAACGGAAAGAAGAGCAAAAGAACGGCAAGAAUUUGAAAAGCGAUUGGCAGACGCAGAAGCUGUAAGGGAGAGGUAUCAGGAGCAGAUCAGGCAGGAAGAAGAGGAGCGUGAAAAGGAAGAAGUUGCUAAGCUAAGGCAAGAAAUGGUUCACAAGGCAAACCCAAUACGCAAAUACCGCAGCGUAGAAGUGAAGCCCAGUGAUCAGUUACUGACUUUGCCAAAGUCUCCCAACUUCUCAGAUAGAUUCCAGUGCUGAUGAGCACCCACAUGAUAUUAGGAGGGAGAUCCCAUCCCUCUCUACUCCCUUGAUAGGAGAGAGGGAACAGUUGUUUUCCUGUGACUCUGCCUGAACUCCUACCCUUGGUUCCUUUGUACUGAAUAGUUUAACUCCACUUGAGCCCACGGCAUCCCACCUAACUAAAUAAAGUUUCCUAAUAUGA
Pseudopipra pipra is the source of this 1858-nucleotide messenger RNA. Its product is annotated as targeting protein for Xklp2-A-like. Gene Ontology annotation, biological process: regulation of mitotic spindle organization; activation of protein kinase activity. Gene Ontology annotation, cellular component: microtubule; spindle. Lineage: Eukaryota; Metazoa; Chordata; Aves; Passeriformes; Pipridae. The record is from RefSeq and is a predicted model, not a curated record.